AUAAGCCGUCGGUCUGUUAUUGCGCCGCAGCCACAAUCUUUGCACAGUGCAGGAACCUGGAACCUGGACGUCUGCCGCUCUCAAGACAAUAUCAAACUCCUUUCACAACGCGCUCGACAUAACACCCAACAGCCUGCAAGAGUAGAAAGAAUCAUAUUUGGGCCCAGUCUACAGAGACUGGUCUCAGAUAAUCAACAACUUCAAGACUAGCCGAAGUGCUACUUGUCUAUAACUCUGUCUAUCUGGAUUAUCAAUGAUAAUUUCUUCUCCGUGCGGGUAAAAUGCACGAAGACUGUCUUGUCCGCUUCGAACACCGCGCCGCUCCGACGUGUCCACUGCUCUACUUUGGCCACAGCCGUCCUCUGUAGAACGUCGGUGUUCUCCGCGGCAGAUGGGCCCGUGAUCCAGGUUGUGUAGCCGUCUACGAACGCUAUUGCGCCUCUACUACGAUCGAUCUUCGAUGAGAUAGAAAGAUAAUAGUUAGGAGGGAGGAGACCCGCCUUGGCAUACGGUAGGAGGCACAGCAGAUACGGUCCUUAGCG
Messenger RNA from Pseudovirgaria hyperparasitica, 542 nucleotides. RefSeq lists its product as uncharacterized. NCBI's taxonomy places the organism in Eukaryota, Fungi, Ascomycota, Dothideomycetes, Acrospermales, Acrospermaceae. The transcript has a single exon. The record is from RefSeq and is a predicted model, not a curated record. The annotation marks the transcript as partial.